This is a messenger RNA of Fusarium sp. VM40, 669 nucleotides long. Lineage: Eukaryota; Fungi; Ascomycota; Sordariomycetes; Hypocreales; Nectriaceae. The record is from the annotation of a GenBank genome assembly.
AUGACUAGAAUUCAAUUAGCUAAGGCUAUAACUCGGCCGCUGGCCACCACCUCUUACUCCAUCAUCCCUCAACGAUCACUCCAACUCCAACAGUUCAAGGAUAAACAUGCCGAGCAUCAGAAAAGAAACAACUCCUCAAAAGCCACUCUUACUCCCCACCCUUAUCCAGCCACUUUGGCCGAUACCAAGCCAAACAACAUGAUCGACUAUGCCUUAACGUCUGUCGAUAAGUUGGUCAACUGGGCUAGAAAUGGCUCAAUGUGGCCCGUGACCUUUGCACUCGCCUGCUGCGGUAUCGAAAUGAUGCACGUCUCGAUGCCACGAUACGACCAAGACCGGCUAGGCAUUAUCUUCCGUGCCUCUCCCCGACAAUCGGACGUUAUGAUCGUUGCCGGAACCCUCACAAAUAAAAUGGCCCCUGCCCUCCGACAGAUAUACGACCAGAUGCCCGAGCCUCGCUGGGUUAUCAGCAUGGGGUCUUGCGCCAACGGUGGCGGAUACUACUACUACAGCUACAGCGUUGUAAGAGGUGUUGACAGGGUAGCACCGGUCGAUAUUUACGUUCCAGGGUGUCCUCCAACUGCCGAGGCUCUGAUGUAUGGUAUCUUUCAGUUGCAGAGAAAGAUUCGCAAUAGUAGAAAAUCGAGGAUGUGGUAUCGAAAGAAGUAG